Pieris rapae (cabbage white) is the source of this 1482-nucleotide messenger RNA. RefSeq lists its product as uncharacterized. The record is from RefSeq and is a predicted model, not a curated record. NCBI's taxonomy places the organism in Eukaryota, Metazoa, Arthropoda, Insecta, Lepidoptera, Pieridae. Bases 77 to 1054 code for a protein of 325 amino acids. The transcript has 5 exons.
AUGAUAUCAGUUGAAAUUGUAUGGAGACAGAUGUCGAACGCAAUUGUUUAUAGUAAACAUGCUUUAAAUGUGAAAUAUGAAUCGAUUGGCUUGCAUAGUGAAAGUUAUACGAAAAAUGAUGGACUCUGUUAUAAGGGUUUUGCGGUUAAAUAACUGCAAUUGGCCGGAACUAAGUAGGUACUGUGGUUGCUGUAAGCUCUCUACUGGAAUCUACAUUCGUUUAAUUUUAAGUCUGAUUUUAGUGAUUAUCCUAAUUGUAGUCAAUUCGUAUGGCCUUACGAAAUUAUUUACCACAGCCUCUGCCCUAGAUGGCGUAACGGUGACAGUUAUUGGUGAUCGUUUUAACAAAACAAUCACUGAAGAAGACCUUUUUGUGGUCCAAAAUAUAGUUUUGGCGUUAAAGAUCUAUCUAAUCAUAUGGAUUAUCUUGAAGUUCAUAUAUAUUUUUACCAUUUUGGCGGGAUUUUACGCUAUCUUUUUCAAAAAGCCCAAGGUUUUGAAAUUUGUUUUCUACACGAUGAUACCGAACUGGAUUUUUGAUAUCAUAAUAUUAGUCGGAGCUAAAACCUUUUUAAAACUGCCAGUACAAGUAUUAUUCUUCAUCGGUGUAUGUUCCGAGUUCUACAACUUGAUCGCCAUCAAUAGUCAAUACAGGCAAAUGGCGUUCAAAUCGCGUAUCGUCCCUGAAGAGCCCUUGACCUCUACAUUUACUAGUCAGGUGGAAGCGUGGAAUCCAAAUAUACACGGCGGAGCCCAUUGCAGGACCUGCGUAUGCCCCACAUCACCUUACAUGGAAAUCAGAUCUGAAAGAACCACUGUUACCAGCCUCUCAUCACCUCAAACUCCUUCGGAAUUCUCCGAAGUGAUAGAUCAACAAACAGAAGACAAAGAGGUGAAUUUCAAAGAUGGCCCCAUUAUCUACAACCAAGAACAAUUGGAGCCACGUGACGUCCUGUUUUUAAGACGAGAUAGAGUUGAGGGAGAUAUAGAUAGUAGAGACUUGAGACAUUCGGAUGAAGUAAGGCGACCGAGACCGAAUUCGCUAGCGCUUUAAGAAUUACUUAAAUUAUUUUUGUAAAAGCAAGACAAGUAAUGUUUGAAAAGCAUUCUUAAGCGAAAUGUUUUCGUUUCGUCUGUGGUUAAAGCCAGUAGGUACUACAUUUAAAAUAAAACCUCAUUUUGGAUUUAUAUCGUGGAAAUUGACUAUUAUUCUCCUUAGUCUAUGAAUGUAGGAUCAAAAUAAUAAUUUGUAAAGAAAUUUAUUUCGUUGAAAUUUAAUAGAUUCUAGUUAGUAAAAUGUCAGAUUGUGUUAUGAUAUUUUAAUGAAUAUAUAAAUUUGUUAUUUCAUUCUUUUUAAUAAAAAAUAACGAAUAAAUGCCUUAUGUUUUAAAUUAUUCGCUCCAGUUCUGAAUAUUUCCAUUAGAUUAUUACAUUGUAAAAUAAAUUGUAAAUAGCAAAAUAAUAAACGUGUUCGUCGCAAAA